GAAGAAGCUGUAAGUGAUGAGAGGCGGAAUAUCAAGCGUCGUAUAAGGUCACAAAAAGAAAAAUGGGAAUCAGUGCAAAGGAAACUACAGGAAAAUAGGAAACGUAAGAUGAAGAGUGAAAAGAAGGCUAGGAGAAUUUGUAAAAAGAAGAUGAAGGCAGCGAAUAGUCGAAAUUGGCUGAAGUUUCGGGAAUUGAAGUACAAUUUUCUGGCUCGUAAGCAAGUAAUACUGAUGUCAUCCGUCUAUACUGUUCCGCUUGGCACCUAUCGGGUAUGGUGUCUGCUUCUCUCAUUCGAAACUUUUUUCAAUGCAAGAAAUAAGAAAAAGAAAUAUAGUGCAUGA
Molecule: messenger RNA, 342 nt
Organism: Caenorhabditis remanei
Lineage: Eukaryota; Metazoa; Nematoda; Chromadorea; Rhabditida; Rhabditidae
Exons: 1
Source: RefSeq, a predicted model, not a curated record